Molecule: messenger RNA, 564 nt
Organism: Megalopta genalis
Lineage: Eukaryota; Metazoa; Arthropoda; Insecta; Hymenoptera; Halictidae
Source: RefSeq, a predicted model, not a curated record
CACGACGACAUUGUCAAACAGUCGUGAACACUCUCGGAAUGUUCAGCCGCCUUAUCCUCUUCUUCGCUGAUGGUGAUCCUAGACUUUCUUUCUUACCAUAAUACGAUGUUUCCCUGGAAAUAUUCGCUGCAUGACGAAAAGACGAAACUUAUUCAUGAACUCGCUAAGGGGAUUCGCUUUUUUGAAGGAUUAUCGAGUUACGAAAAUACUUUGGCGCAAUCAAAUUCAGAAUAAUUUAUAAUUUAUUAUAUUUAUUAUUACUUUACAUGAUGCUUUGCCUCCAAGUUGCAACAUUUUUUCGAACUCAUAUGUUCGGGACCCAUUAGUGUCUUCAAGGUUGUACGUAAAAGUGUUGCAUUAUUUUUUUGCACCCUAUACUAGAGGUGUUUAAGACAGAGGGUACCAGUUCUGAAAAUUAAAUAGAUAAACAUGUAUAUAUCAUUGUAUGAAUAUUAUUUUCUGUUAGUGUUAGUGCUUCUUCCUAUAUACCUUUUCUUCAAACUAUGGUCAUGGUUGGGUUGGCAAUUAUUUGUAAAUAAUUAAUACUAAAUUCUUUGUCUGCGA